AUGCUCUGGCAGGCUCAAAACGGGCCCGUGGAUGCGAUUACGGGCGACUAUCUUGCGGAGGUAAACCUCGCGGAGAAUGCAGAGAAAUAUGCAGCAGGCACUCACCCGGGGUGGGUAGAAACCGCCUUGGGAGGCAUCAAACUGAGCCUCGACGUAAUCAACGAGAAGAAGAUCAAGGUCGUGCUCGAUGGCGGCGCUCUGAAUCCCAAGGGCCUUGCGCUGGAAGUACAGAAGAUGAUCCGAGAAAAGGGAUACGAUCUUAAGGUAGCGUAUGUCUACGGCGAUGACUUGCUGCCCAGAGUCAACGAGAUUCUCGACCCCCAAAAAGGACUACUGGCCCAUCUCGACCAUGAGAAUGACAGCGUCAAGCUGGCCAAGGACACCGACAACUUCCUGGGAGAUCCCACAAAGCCCAUUGUGAGCGCAAAUGCUUACCUUGGAUCCCGCGCCAUAGCCCUGGGGCUGUCUCAAGGCGCGGACAUCAUUUUGUGUGGACGAGUCUCGGAUGCGUCGCCAGUGAUUGGCUUGGCCCGAUGGUGGCAUGGGUGGUCCGAAACGGACUUUGAUGAGCUCGCCGGCUCCCUCAUUGCCGGCCACUUGAUUGAGUGCUCGGCCUACGCCACUGGCGCAAACUUCUCCGGCUUCGAGGCCUAUCCAAACGAGGAGCUGAUCAACAUCGGUCUUCCCGUGGUGGAGGUCCUCCACAAUGGCGAGUGCGUCUUGACCAAGCACGACGCCCUUAAUGGCUUCGUCACCGAGGACACUGCGCGGUCACAGCUGCUGUAUGAAAUUCAGGGCAGUGUCUACCUCAACAGUGAUGUCAAAGCGGACCUCACGGACGUCUCCAUCAAGCAGGUGGGCAAGGACCGUGUGCACGUGUCCGGAAUCAAAGGCCGGCCCCCUCCUUCGACCACCAAGCUAGGGGUGUUCUACCAGGGAGGAUAUCAGUGCGAAUUCACCCAAAGCGCCACCGGGACACGUGCUUCGAUCCGGAAGAAGUUCGAGCUGGUCGAGCUGCAGAUCAGGGACCGCCUGACGAAGCAAGGCAAACUGGAUGACUUUGACGUCCUCCUGUUCCAGCAUAUUGGCGUCCCCGAAGAAAACCCCUCUAGCCAGCUAGCAGGCACCGCGCAGAUUCGUGUCUUCGCCCAAGCGCAACAGCAGGCGACGCUGUAUCUCCUCCUCCGGGCGUUGAUGUGGCACGGCAUGCAGCACUUUUCCGGCGCACAUGGUUCCAUGGACUUCCGUACUGCACUGCCUCGGCCGUAUCUGGGCUACUACCCGGCCAUACUGGAGCAAUCUCUACUGGAUGAGGGGGUCUUUGUGCUGAGCAAGGAUGCUACGGCCGAUAAUCUCCAGGGCGUCAACCACUCAGCAGGCCACAACUCAGUGACGGAGCCGGUGGGCAGACGCGCCAAUUAUGAGCCCACCAACCCCGUGCCCUUGGCUUCCUUUAGUGAGACACAGACUCUGCCGCUGGGGACGAUCGUGCAAGGGCGCUCCGGUGACAAAGGGGCCAACGUCAACCUCGGACUCUUUGUGCAGACCGACGAGGAAUGGGACUGGCUCCGAAGCCUGCUGACCUCGGACCAGUUGAAGAAGCUGAUCGGCCUGGACUGGAAGGACGAAUACGCGAUCGAGCGAGUGGAGCUGCCCAAGAUCAAGGCGGUGCAUUUUGUCGUCUACGGCCCGUUGCAUCGUGGCAUCAGCAGCUCGCCGUUGUUGGAUGGGCUUGGAAAGGGAUUCGCCGACUACAUUCGAGCCAAGUACGUGGAUGUGCCGGUGAAGUUCCUGAAAAAGUGA
This is a messenger RNA of Capronia epimyces CBS 606.96, 1803 nucleotides long. RefSeq lists its product as uncharacterized. Bases 1 to 1803 code for a protein of 600 amino acids. NCBI's taxonomy places the organism in Eukaryota, Fungi, Ascomycota, Eurotiomycetes, Chaetothyriales, Herpotrichiellaceae. The record is from RefSeq and is a predicted model, not a curated record. The transcript has 5 exons.